AUGGCGACUCAGAAACUUUCUGAAUACGAACUGAAGCGACUCGAAAACAUUCGUCGCAACACCGAAAUGAUUUCCGCUCUCAAAAUAUAUUCCAAAGCGUCACAACUCUUCAAGCCUCCAAGCGCUGUGACCAAAUUGAAAUCAGAGAAGAAACCGAAAACCGAAACCCCUAAUGCUACCAGAUUCUCCCUCCGAACCAGAGGUGUUGCAACCGAUCCCUCAAAUUCUCUCUUUUAUAGUAACACUAAAUCCAGCAAUCCUAACAUUUUGGAUCAUCUUCCAAUGAAGGAAGCUUACAAAGGCACACACUCGGAUUGCUCUUUCAUUGAAACCCUAAAACAACAAUCCAAUGGUACUGCAAAAAUGAACAAAACUGAGUGUUCUUUUGAGUUGGAAUCCAUGUCUUUGGAUCCUGAAAAUAUAUCAAAUGUUGUUCCUGGAAGGCUAACUCAAACGCGGUUCUUCCCUUCCAAUGAUUUCAAGAUGAUUGUAGCGGGUGACAAUUCCGGGAAUAUUGGGUUCUGGAAUGUUGGACAAAGUGAGGUUUUUUUGUAUCGUCCGCAUCAAACUAUUAUUUCGGGGAUUGUGGUUCAAUCACAUUGCUUGUCAAAGAUAUACACAAGUUGUAAUGAUGGAUUUGCUAGGAUGAUGGAUGUUGAGAAGGAAAUUUUCGAUAUCGUAUAUAAAAGUAGUGAUAAAGCACGUAUAUCUGCUCUCUCGCAACCAAAGAAUGAGGCAAACUGUUUAUAUUUAGCUGAAGGUUCUGGAGUUUUGACUGUUUGGGAUAAGAGGAUAGGAACAUGUUCCUCUUUGUCCGGCUUAGCUUUGCAUCGAAUGAGGAUUAAUACAAUAGAUUUCAACCCUGAAAACCCUCACAUUGCAGUUACUAGUUCAUCUGAUGGAAAUGCAUGUACCUGGGAUUUUAGACGUAUUGGUGGUAUGGGUAAGGGCGGUAACUUCCCAGCUUUAAGGAGAUUUAGCCAUGAAAGGGCCUUGCAAUCUGCCUACUUCUCUCCUUCUGGAUGUAGCCUUGCGAUCACAAGCAAGAACAACACGAUUGUCAUAUACAGUGGAGUUAACUUGAAAGACGCAGCUUUUGUUAAUGAUGUAAGAAGCCAGAAGCUUUCUACUUUCAGGGCAAUAUGGGGUUGGGACGACUCGUACCUCUUCACUGGGAGUACAAAAAGAGGAAUUGGCGUUGUCUCGACAGCUCAGAAGGCAACUGUGAUGACUCUAGAGAGCCCACUCGUAUCUGCAGUUCCACAUAAAUUUGAUGCACACUCUUACGAAGUUGGGAUGCUAGCAGCCGGUACGAGCGGAAGCCAGGUCUGUGUUUGGACAUCGUGCUAG
Molecule: messenger RNA, 1350 nt
Organism: Vicia faba (fava bean)
Lineage: Eukaryota; Viridiplantae; Streptophyta; Magnoliopsida; Fabales; Fabaceae
Source: the annotation of a GenBank genome assembly